AUGACUUCAGCUUCGGCCAACAGUACCACCAUGCACUCAUUAUUCUCCGAGAAUGUCCGCUUCAUAUUUCAUGAGCAAUCUCCAGAACACGUUGGAUCUUGUGUUGCAUGUGGGAAGGAUGUCCAAGGGUUCAGGUACCACUACUCUCCGCCUAAGAAGAAUGCAUUCCUAGAGCUUUUUCUUCCGAGCAAACAACUUGUCCUGCAUCCUUGUUGUUUCAGGCUCCCAAGUAACAGAACUAAUCAGGGGUUGAAUGCAAGUAAUGAAGGGGUGGUGAAUCUAGAGCUAAAGGAAAAGGCUGCAUCGAAGUGCCUAAUUUGCCAAAGAAAUAAAAUCUCAAAAAAGAUUGAGGGUUGGGCCUAUGUCUCCACUUAUGGCAAAUACUGUUACCAUGUGAGAUGUGUGAAAGACUUGGUAGACAAGAAGUUGAAGCAACAAAGUGAUGGAACAAAUACAAUUAGUACCUUACGAUUGGAAGUACGGCAAAAGGCCUUACAGACGGAAUAUGCCAAGUUAAUUUGGAGAAGAAAAAAAUGUGCCAGCUGGAAGCCUCAAUCUGGCUCUUUUGAUCAGACCAUCAUUAUAUUCUCUUAUACAAACUUGAUUAAGUACUUCGGCAAUAUCUUGGGUACUCUUCGGUUGUUGACCUUUGUCUUGUCCCUUAGAAGUUGCUGUCAAUCUUAA
Messenger RNA from Alnus glutinosa, 684 nucleotides. RefSeq lists its product as uncharacterized. The record is from RefSeq and is a predicted model, not a curated record. The transcript is spliced from 3 exons. Bases 1 to 684 code for a protein of 227 amino acids. NCBI's taxonomy places the organism in Eukaryota, Viridiplantae, Streptophyta, Magnoliopsida, Fagales, Betulaceae.